Messenger RNA from Ctenopharyngodon idella (grass carp), 1879 nucleotides. It is a transcript of the gene ercc8, whose product is annotated as excision repair cross-complementation group 8. The record is from RefSeq and is a predicted model, not a curated record. Gene Ontology annotation, molecular function: protein binding. The coding region runs from base 251 to 1453 and encodes 400 amino acids. Lineage: Eukaryota; Metazoa; Chordata; Actinopteri; Cypriniformes; Xenocyprididae. Gene Ontology annotation, cellular component: Cul4A-RING E3 ubiquitin ligase complex; nucleotide-excision repair complex. The transcript is spliced from 12 exons. Gene Ontology annotation, biological process: transcription-coupled nucleotide-excision repair; protein polyubiquitination; proteasome-mediated ubiquitin-dependent protein catabolic process.
AUGGCUGCCUCCUAUCAAACAAAAUGCACAACAAGCAUAUCUAAAAAGCUGAAAUAGAUCAUAUACUUUUAGUGUGCUGUACAGAAUGAAUUUGUUCAGAUUUAAAACGCGGUUCUACAUGUUAAAUAAUCGCCAUUCAAAAGCUAGGGUUAAAGACUGUAAACGGACGUCUGAUAUAGUUAAUUCACUCUGACAACAUACCAUACAAUACAUAAAUAAACUUAAAUAAAGCUUCAAUGUCUUUACAACGAUGCUGAGUUUUCUUUAUGCCAGGCAGUCGGGGCUUGACGACCCAGUUCGACUGAGACGUGCAGAGUCCACACGAAGGGUGCUGAGUCUGGAGUUGAACCACAACAGAGAUGUGGAUCGUGUUCAUGCCAAUGGAAUUAACACCCUGGACAUUGAGGUUAUUGAUGGAAGAUAUAUGUUGUCAGGUGGAUCUGAUGGUGUAAUCGUGAUCUAUGACUUGGAAAACAACAGCAAGAAGCUUAAAUACUCUUGCAAAGUAAUUUGCACAGUAGGCAGGUCCAGUCGGCAUGUGCAUAAAUUCAGUGUUGAAACAGUGCAGUGGUACCCGCAUGACACAGGUAUGUUUGUGUCCAGCUCAUUUGACAAAACCAUGAAAGUUUGGGACACAGAAACUCUGAAGCCAGCUGAGGAGUUCCAGUUCGAUGGUAAUGUCUACUGUCAUCACAUGUCACCUAUAGCCAGGAAGCACAGUCUUGUAGCAGUUGGUACCAAAGACCCUAAAGUGCAGCUUUGUGAUCUGAAGUCUGGGUCGCGCAUCCACAUCCUACAGGGUCACAGGGGCGAGAUCCUCUCAGUGAGAUGGUCUCCACGAUAUGAGCACAUCCUGGCCACCGCCAGCACUGACAGUAGGGUCCUCGUCUGGGAUGUGAGAAGAGCCUCGGGGAGUCUUUUUACUUUGGACCAGCACAAUGGGGACAAAUCCAAGGCCUCAUCUGAAGCAGUGAACACAGCACACAAUGGGCGAGCAAAUGGGUUGUGCUUCACAGCUGACGGACUUCAUCUCCUCACUACUGGAACAGAUGAUCGUAUGCGCCUGUGGAAUAGUGCCACAGGGGAAAACACAUUAGUGAAUUAUGGGAAAGUCGUGAAUGAGAGCCGCAAAGGCCUUAAGUUUACCGUAUCGAGGGGCUGCAGUCCGGAGUUUGUGUUUGUGCCGUGUGGCACUUCGGUAGCAGUGUACGGGCUUCACUCGGGAGAGCUGAUCACUAUGUUGAGAGGACAUUAUAAUAAUGUAGACUGCUGUGAGUUCCACCCAGAUUAUCAGGAGCUGUACAGUGGAGGUAAAGACUGUAACAUCCUGGCCUGGGUCCCAGUGCUAAGACAGCCUGACAUUGAGGAUGAAGAAACCAACUCUAAACGGGGUGGAACACAAGCUGCAGUCAAUCCUGCUUUUGCAGACGCCUGGAGCAGCGACGAAGACUGACAAAGCAAGGAACCCAGCAACCUGUUUUUUAUUAUCCAGAUAAACCACUACAUACAUUCCUUGAGAUGUCAAAGUGCUCUUACAAUAUACAGUUGCAUACUGCAUCAAUGGAUGCAUAUAAAGUCACUGUACAUGGGUGUCAAGUAUUUCCAUUGGUUGUCACCUGCUCAUUUGCCUGUGGAUUUUAAGUUUUACAUUGUCUUGUGCUUGUCUUGAGCUUUACUGUAGGAUUUGCCUUUCACCUUGAUGUGAACUAGUUCUCAUAUCAUUAGAGCCAGUGUUUUCGUGUAAAAAUUAUGCUUUAUGAUUAUGCUAAACAUAUUUGUUUUUACUUUUGUUGGAUGAUCAAUGAACAGUUAAUUUUUUGUUUUGUAUUCUUUAUUUUUGCGUGUUUAUUAAUUAAACAAUGAAUGCAGUAAGAUAAAA